Molecule: messenger RNA, 4861 nt
Organism: Schistocerca serialis cubense
Lineage: Eukaryota; Metazoa; Arthropoda; Insecta; Orthoptera; Acrididae
Exons: 7
Coding region: 124-1065 (313 amino acids)
Source: RefSeq, a predicted model, not a curated record
UGCCCGCCGGUCGGUGCGUCGGACUCUGCUGCCUGUGCCACACAGUGUAUGCUGGGCUCCCCCCGGUCUGCGUAUGCGAGUGGGAUCCGCAUGCGGCGACUUGAGCUAGUCGUGGAAUGACAUAUGAAGAUGCUGGAGGCGGAGUACGACUGCGCGUGCCCCGGCCCGCCCCCGCAGUUCCAGCUGCCGCCCCCGCCUCUGCCGCCGCUGCUGCUGCAGGAGGCGGGCUGCAGCGCCGACCACGCGCUCUACUCCUGCGACGUCCUGCCGGUGCUGGACGCCGAGCUGCACAGCGGUCCCGGAAUCCCGCCCACGGCGAUGAUCGCGCUGUGUUCGGCUCUGCUGCUGGCCACGGUGCUCGCCGCCUCCGUCCUACUCUGCAGGUACCGCCGCAAGGUGCCGAACCUAGUGACGUCAUGCAAAGCGUCUCCGCAGAACAGGGUGUGCGACGUGUCGGCUGCCAACGAUGUCAUCUACGAAGACCUCACCAACAUCCGACCCAGGCCCUGCACGCAGCCCCUCCAGAUGCGGGACCUCAAGGAGAUGGUGGUGCACCAGGUGCAGUACCCAACCGGCAGCCAAGGCUGCGGAUCCUCCGUGUUCGUCUGCCCUGACCGCUAUAGCAGCGAGGGCGCCUGCACGCCCGUCUACCAGGAAAUAGGCCAAGGCCGCUGCGAGUCGGACCCGGACAGCGAGGCGGCCGCGGCCGCGGGGGCGGGCUCCGAGGACGACUUCGCGGAGGACGAGCUGAGCCUGGAGGACACGAACCCUCCGCGACACCACCUGUCGCUGACGAUGCCGCAUGCGGUGCCCGUGCCGGCGCCGCACGCCGCCGCCGCCCCGCCGCCCUGGCUCGGAUCGCUGCUCAGGUACCACGCAGGCCCGCCCCCCACAGCGCCACCGCCUGCCGUGCCGCCGGUGGCGCCGUACGAGACGGUGCCGGUGCCCGGCUUCUCCAGCUUCCGGCCGGCGCCCGCCAAGGCGCUCACCAGCCACGACUCGGACUCGGGCUACAGCCACAACACGUCGGGCGGUAGGCGGGACGCUCACUCCGCCGUCUCCUAGCGACCGCGCUGAGACGUGCAGCGGUCUCUUAGCAACCGCGCGGGGACACCGCGCUGCCGUCUCCUAGCUACACGCCGCCCUUCUGACAAUGAGCAGUGACCUUUAACUGCGGCCGAUAAUCGACAAGCAGCCUCUGACAAGUGUACUCUUCCAAUGAUCUUGCAGUGUACGUAAAACGUGUUACGUGACAAUAUAUGUCUUUUGCUUGUGCAACCAGCCACCACCAAACUAGAAGUAUCGAAGUAUCUACUGAAAUAAUAUUUCAGUGACUCGUGGUUUCAGGCGUCUUAUAAGACAGAAUAUACUCACCUGAUGACUCGUGGAAAUGUUGUGCAGAAAAACGCAGUCCUGUACCCGUUUCACGACGCAGAUCUAACAUACAAAAACUUUUAGAUAUCGCAAUAAAUUUUAUAACUGUAUGUUAUGUUCAAAAGGAGUUUUGAGUGGGAGGAAUUUUACCUGUGUUAAGCAUAUGUGGUAAAUGCACAUGUAAUUUACUAUGACAAAAUUUAUAAAUGCCAGAGAAGACGCUCUCAGGUAUUUAAAAAUUCCAGAGCUCAUUACUGUCUUUCAGUCAAUCUAACUUUAAGGGAGUUUUGAACUAUAUCUCCAUGGUGAAAUUCAUAAGUUUUCACAAGAGAUAAUAUAUUGUUGCAAAUAUGGUGGAGUUGACUGCCUUUGAAAGUAGGUUUCUGUUUUGUUCAAAUGGGGAUAACUGUAAUUUCACAUGUUUAAGGGAAGGCAUUAAUGCAACAUUGGAUAGCCGUGCGGGAUUAGCUGAGCGGUGUAAGGCAGUGCGGUCAUGGACUGUGUGGCUCGUUCCGGCAGAGGUUCGAGCCCUCCCUCGGGCAGGGGUGUGUGUGUUUGUCUUUAGGAUAGUUUAGGUUAAGUAGUGUGUCAGCUUAGGGACCUUAGCAGUUGAGUCCCCAAAGAUUUCACACACACACAUUUUUUUGCAGCAUUGGAUAAUGUUCAAAAAUGGUUCAAAUGGCUCUGAGCACUAUGCGACUUCUGACAUCAUCAGUUCCCUAGAACUUAGAACUACUUAAACCUAACUAACCUAAGGACAUCACAAACACCAAUGCCCGAGGCAGGAUUCGAACCUGCAACCGUAGCGGUCGCGUGGUUCCAGACUGUAGCGCCUAGAAUCGCUCAGCCACUCCGGCCGGCUGGAUAAUGUUCAUCAAUUAUUCUAAUAAUAUUGUAGAACAUGACUGUAAAGAAAUCAUGACAGCUACAUUUGUCUUAAAGUCUCUAUUACUUAAGUGAUAUCAGUCCAGGAUCAGAGAAACAAGAUAUUUUUCAUCAUAGAGAUUCUGUGAGGGCAGCUUCUGUGACAAAUUAGAGAAAACUUAUUCCAUUUCCCUAUACACAGCACCUGCAAAGGAACAUAUGCAGGCAGUACUUCCAUGCCACACAGUAGUGUAUUUUUAGACAUUUCCACACAACAUCACAUGUUAUGGACUUCUGAUGUACUCCUCCCUUGUAGUUUUGCAUACAUAUGAACUUAAUGCAUUAAAGAUGUCUACCAACUGUCAGACUUCAUGUGACAGAAGUAAAAAGAUGCACAUAUGUCUGAGCUAUUAUAGCACAUUUCCCUCACUGAGAAAUUUGUAAAAGUGAACCUGGUUUGUGGCACAACUGCACCAUAUUGAAAUCUGUGCAUUCAAAUCUGCUGAGAUUAUACCACACAAAACACUCCAUAAACGCUUCUCAUCUCCUAUGCCUUCUGAACUUAAUUACACAGUUAAUAUCAUGUGACCCUGAUGAUUCAUAUAUGAAAAUUCAAUAAAAUUUCUGUUUAUACUUGUUAAAAUCCUUUCUGUAUUUCCAAAUGCAUUCACCAAGUACUCUUCAAUAAUUAUGUGUUUAAAAAUGGCAGUAACAUGUGUAGAGCAAUGAAAUGUUAUUAUUUUCACUACAAUGUGAGUUCCAAUAAUCCUCCAAGCUUUGUGCUUCAUGAUGUAAAUCUGUUUUAGUAAACUGAGACAUUUGAUGCCAGCUAUUGCAAAAUAUGGGGAGCAUUUUACCACUGAUGCUCAUACACCUAUGUUUGGCAAUAUCAACACUCUCUUCUCUACCAUGCUGUAUAAUAAGCAUUACAAAACUGUAAUAUAGGAGGACUGUGGAGCAGUUAAUUAGGUCCUCCCUCAAUAAAUAAUGUCGUUGUCUGUGAUACUGUUUCUCUGGAUUGUAGCUGUAAAAUUACAGUAAGCAUGCAGGUAUAAAAGGUACAGUAUCAAUAUGUGUGAUUCAUAUUCUUCUGUAACCGGUCUCCAAUGUAAUAUGAAAAAACUAAAUGCUUUUAAAAUUUAAUUGUUAUCAUAAUUAGAAAUAUAAUAUUUAUGUUGCUGUAAUCAUGCAGCUGCAAACUGAAUCGUACUUCCUGAAUGUAUUAUAUUCAUAGAGACAUUCAAUAAUUCUAUCCAGACUAUCAUCCUUCUUUUUUAUAUGUUUUUAAAGCUAUUUACUAUUGUCUCCAUUCCCAUAGGAUUCUAAUUCUAAAUUACUAAUGAAUAAUAUUUUGUUCACACUAAGUCUCCUGUAAGGAACAUUCCUUUCCUAAAUGUGAAAUAUGAAAAGAAAAAAAUAGCUCCUUCAUAUUUUAGUGCUGUAUACUAUGCUACAUACUAUGGAUAUCCAAAUGCAAUUGCUUAGAAUCUACUACAUUUACUACAUAUUUUUACACUCUUAGCUAGCAUUACCAGAUGCAGUGAAAAAUGUCACAUAAUACUGAGUACCUAAUUGUCCCAAACAAAAAAAGUGCUGUGGUACAGAACUUAUACUGUCAGAAUAUUCUUUUAUGCAUUUAUAAUGACAUUUUGGAUUAUAGUAGCAUGAAAUAGUAGAAUGAUAUGGGCUCAUUAGACAAAUUUUGCAGAAAUUGUGAUCAAGGUACUCCAAAGACUGGUAUAGGAGAUAACUGUUGGCUGUAAACAAGUUCUGAAUGUAUAUGUAAUACUGGAAUUGCUUGCUGUACCAGUAUCAUUGCAGAAUCUCAUACUGAAGUGUGCCAUAUAUGAAAGGAAGAUUUGAAAACCUAACUGAAAGUAACAAGCCCUCAUUUUUGUAGUAGAUGUAAAAAGUGUCAUGCUGGUAUAGUUGCAGAAGGAAUACUCAAUUUUGAUACAUUUAAAUGAAACUAUAUUUUUAAGAAAUGAUUUAUUUGUGACAACUGUUCUACAAAAAUAUUUCAACUAAUUUGGUAACUUGAAUACAUGAAUGGCAGAAAUUACUUCUUGUAACAGCUCUUAUUCAUAUAAGCAAACUGCACCAAAUGUACCCCAUGUUUUGUGAUCAACUACUGAAAUUUUAUAUGAUAAAGUUUUUUCAUGUUUAAAUGUACCAUAAAUUCAUACCUGUAUGCAUUUAUCAGUUCUACAAAAGAACAUUUAUAUGCAGGAACCAGUGAAUUUCUUUAUUUAGGAGAGAAAUAUGAAGUGUGUUCCCUAUUUAUGCAUAGGGAUAUCUAACAAUUUGUAACUUAAAGUUUACAUUUCAAUGCUCUUCUCUGUGAAACAGCAUUGUUGGUAUCAAUGCAAAGACGAACAGAAGAUGUACGCUUGUUUCUUUUUCCAAAAUGUUUGUAGUGACAGCCUGUCAAUAUUUUAAUUUUGUUGACUGCGUUUUGCUGCUACUGUGCUUAAGUGUUUCAUGUAACAUUCCACAGUUGUAGAAAACUAUGUAUUUAUCUAUUUUUCAUGCUUUCAUAUGUAUGUAUUCAUUUCAUCAUCACUAAAUAAGAGUGAACUAGUCUGUAAUCACGACCUAUGUGUACAUUUGUAAAUGCUUGUAA